Messenger RNA from Brugia malayi, 150 nucleotides. The record is from the annotation of a RefSeq genome assembly. NCBI's taxonomy places the organism in Eukaryota, Metazoa, Nematoda, Chromadorea, Rhabditida, Onchocercidae.
AUGUUCAUAACUUUUGAAGCAAUAGACGGCUCUGGUAAAACAGUACAGUCUGAGUUGCUUGCAAAUUAUUUUAAGCAAAUUCACGAUGAAAACAAUAUGGUAUUGACUCGAGAACCAAGCGGCACUGACUUUGCACAAAAGGUAAGAGGA